This is a messenger RNA of Paramecium primaurelia, 1704 nucleotides long. NCBI's taxonomy places the organism in Eukaryota, Ciliophora, Oligohymenophorea, Peniculida, Parameciidae. The record is from the annotation of a GenBank genome assembly.
AUGCACUUGAAUAUUCUAGGCUCUAGAAAACCUAGUUAGGUAAGUAGUCCAACCUCAUUAAAGAAGCCUGUGAUAUCUUAACUUCUCAUUAAUUUCAGGCAGCCUAUCAAUGUUCCUAAUAGUUCAUAGGUAUCACCACAGAAUUCUGAGCAAAAUCUUCAAAAAGCAUUACAUUCUCAUAAAGGAUCUUAGAUUGAUGUUGCAAAUUUAACAAAAUUGAUUAGAUAAAGCAAAUCACCAAAUUUAGAAAUGAAUGAUGCAUAAAAUAAUUAGAAUCAAAGUUCAUAAUAAUUAUAGGCAUUAUUUGCAAAAGCAAGAGAAAUUACUUAAAGUAAAUCAAAACCACCAAUAAUUAAGUAAUAAGUCCAAUCAAUUUAAACACAAUCUAUUAAUUAAUUAAAAGAACUAUUUAAUGAUAAUUUGUAUUGUAGAAACACAUUUCAUUUUCAUUUUGUGGUUGGUAUAGGAGGAUUUGGUAAAGUAUGGAAAGUUGAGCAUAAGAAAACUGGACAAGUAUAUGCAAUGAAAGAAAUGUCAAAAGCAUUGUAAGAAUAUUAGUAAUAGUAGAAUUAUAACAAAAAAGAGUGUUAAUUCAGUUAUGAAUGAAAGAAUACUUUUGAGUGAAUUAAAACAUCCUUUCUUAGUUAAUAUGAAUUACGCUUAUUAAGAUAGAGAAACACUUUAUUUAAUUAUGGAUUAUAUGUCUGGAGGUGACUUAAGAUAUCAUAUAGGAAGAAUGAGAAGGUUUAAUGAAGAGUAGACUAGUAAAUUCAAAACUAUUAUAUUGAGGGUUCUUUGUGGCUUGUAUAUUCUUGAGUCUCGAAUAUGUGCAUGAAAAUAAAAUAAUUCAUAGAGAUAUUAAACCAGAAAAUUUAGUAUUAGACAAUAAAGGAUAUGUUCAUUUGACUGAUUUUGGUAUUGCAAGAAUUAUGAAACCCGAGAAUUCUAGUGAUACAAGUGGUACACCAGGAUAUAUGGGUAUAUAUUAUAAUAAAUAUUUAGCUCCGGAAGUGAUGUACAGAUAAAAUCAUACAUAUGCUGUUGAUUUUUAUGCUUUAGGAGUCAUUGCUUAUGAAUUUAUGUUAGGAAGAGUACUUAUUCAUAUAAAUUUUAGAGACCAUAUGUUGGAAGAUCUAGAUAGGAAAUUAGAGAUCAAAUUAUGGCUAAAUAGGUUUAAAUAAAGAAAUCUGAAUUACCAGAAAAUUGGUCAUUAGAAGGUGCUGAUUUUAUAAAUAGAGUAAAAGAUAAUUUAAUUUAAAUAGCUACUUUAAAGAAAACCUCAAUAAAGAUUAGGUUUUAAUGGUAGUUAAGAAAUAAAAUAACAUCCAUGGUUUUAAAACUUUCCUUGGUAAAAAUUAUAAAAUUUCGAAUUAAUUCCUCCCUUCCAACCAAAUGUAUUCUUUUUAUAAUAUAUAUUAAUUAGAGAACUGAAGAUAAUUUUGAUUAAAAAUAAAUAUUAAUUGAAGAUGAAGAGAAUAAUGAAUUGAUUUAAUAGAAUCUUUUAGUUUUAAAAGAUCCUGCUUCUUUAGGUAUUAAUAAUUAAAUCAUUAAGAAUUAUUUUAGGGUUAUGAAUUUAAUGCUAAUCAGAGUAUUAAUAAAAAUUCAUCAACAACUGAUUAAUCAUCAAGUUCAUCAUCUAAGCAUAGUAGAAAUUUCAGUUAAAAUAUUGAAAAAUAAUAAUUCUUUGAAUAUGCUCAUAAAUGA